Pleuronectes platessa (European plaice) is the source of this 1911-nucleotide messenger RNA. Its product is annotated as transgelin. The record is from RefSeq and is a predicted model, not a curated record. The transcript has 5 exons. Lineage: Eukaryota; Metazoa; Chordata; Actinopteri; Pleuronectiformes; Pleuronectidae. Gene Ontology annotation, molecular function: protein binding. Bases 171 to 776 code for a protein of 201 amino acids.
UCUUGCUCCCUCUUUCUGUUGAAUGUGGUGAAGUCAUAUAUUUCAGACAAGGGUGUUUGCUGCAUUAGCGCCAGCCCUCCUGUACAGUGCACGUUAGAAAGAAGAGGAGCACUGCCACACAAGCUCAGACUCACCUGUCCUCACCUGAAAGCUACUACACAAAGAUCAGCAUGGCAAACCACGGUCCUGCUUACGGCCUGAGCCGUGAGGUUCAGAGUAAGAUUGAUAAAAAAUACGACCAGGAGCUGGAGGAGAGGCUGGUGGAGUGGAUCAUCGCCCAGUGUGGUUCUGGCGUCGAGCAGCCCGAGCCAGGCAGGGUUGGCUUCCAGAAGUGGCUCAAGGAUGGACGUUUGCUGUGUGAGCUCAUCAACAGCCUGUGCGGAGACAACAAGCCCAUCAGGUCCAUCAAGCCCUCCACUAUGCCGUUUAAGCAGAUGGAGCAGAUCUCCAUGUUCCUCAAAGCUGCGGAAAACUAUGGAGUCGUUAAGACCGACAUGUUCCAGACCGUAGACCUCUUUGAAAGCUCAGACCUGGCGGCUGUCCAGAGGACCCUGAUGUCUCUGGGUAGUUUGGCAGUCACAAAGCAUGAUGGGAAUUACAAAGGAGAUCCCAGUUGGUUCCAUAAGAAGUCCACCGGGAACAGGAGAGACUUCUCAGAGGAGCAGCUGAGUGAAGGCAAAAAUGUCAUCGGCCUGCAAAUGGGCACAAAUAAAGGAGCAUCUCAGGCCGGCAUGACAGGCUACGGACGACCCAGGCAGAUUAUCAACAACCCCUAAACCCGCGCACCGCUGUAACCCUCCCCCCCGAUACACUCCUCCCUCUGUCCUCCGAAAGGCCAUUCAGCGAGGAUGAAGCGACUUGGACUCUUACCUUGGCCAUUAGGAGAAAUGUGACGUGACUGCUUUCAAGACGAAACUGGACCAAAAACGGGGGACCAACGACAACAUGUGCACACACACGACGCACACUCCACGUUGAGGAGACACACACUUGUAGAGAGCGUCAACAGUACUGAGUGAUUAGACAAUCCGACCGAGCGUUUAAACGUGUAUUUUUACGACUACGCUUUUAAUUGUACAUAAUACUUUUAAAAACAUCAUUCCAGUUGUUUUGCAUCCUUUAAGUCACUACCGUAGAAUCAAACAGGCUCUUAAUUUCUACAAACCAUGACAUUUUCUGAUUUCCUACCUUCCAUACAGCCACUGCUUUCAGUUCAUCUCAGUACUCAAGAAAUGCGAUACAAGUUUUCUGUAUUUUAUCGGCUACGUUUCUGCAAAAUGAUAACGCAGCAACGCUUUCUGUUGGGGCAUUCAGGGACUACCUCAUAUCUUAGAUUUUCAAGUUUUUCAUGUCUUAAACAACAAAAUCCACAUUUCCACAGGGUUCUUGUUUGUGCUUUGUUCAUCUGCCAGUGUUGCUACGCUUAAAAAUCAAUAACUGGACAUCAGGUUGUCCAUGAAUGCACCACCAAGGGGAGUUCAGCAAAUGUUAUCUUCUCCUAUGAGCAGGGCCAGACAGCUAUAAUGAUAAACUUAAAUAAAAUGAAUUAUAAAGAGUAAACUGAGCACAUGGUUCAGAGUGAAGACCUUUCAAUAGCAUAUUUCACACCUCUGCUGAAUCCUUGUGAACUGGAAUGAACUGAAACAGGUAAGAAGUGUAUUCAUUGCUGUGGUUUAAAAUACAUUUAAGUAGAAAAUCUGGAGUUAAUAUGUUACAACAAGAGAGAAAUCCACUUGUUUUGGAAAAAUCUGAAUACAUUUUUAAAGGAAAUUCUCGGUUAAGUGCAAAAGUGUGUGUUUCACCUGCUAUGUGCAUUUAGAUCUCAGUUCAUUUCUAAUAAACGUUGGACCUUCUUUUUAGAUUUUAACAUCAAUUGGACGAUAUUGGAAUAAAGUUUGAUUUGACUGAAAA